Messenger RNA from Penaeus indicus, 2761 nucleotides. Its product is annotated as 3'(2'),5'-bisphosphate nucleotidase 1-like. The coding region runs from base 131 to 1066 and encodes 311 amino acids. The transcript has 9 exons. Gene Ontology annotation, molecular function: 3'(2'),5'-bisphosphate nucleotidase activity. The record is from RefSeq and is a predicted model, not a curated record. Gene Ontology annotation, biological process: phosphatidylinositol phosphate biosynthetic process. NCBI's taxonomy places the organism in Eukaryota, Metazoa, Arthropoda, Malacostraca, Decapoda, Penaeidae.
CGGAACGUCAACAGAGGACACCGAAAGGAAGCCGCUCGUUGGGGAUUUUAUUAAGGUAUUUUGGUUGAUAUUUACGGCUGGCUGGAGUUAUACGCUUAAUAAGGUACUUUAAGAUCAUAACAGGCCAAUCAUGUCACUGGCACAAGGAGCUCCCCUUUUAUCAAGGCUGGUGUCGUCAUCAGUUGCCAUUGCAAGCCAGGCAGGGCAUGUCAUACGAGAAAUCAUGAAGAAGGGAGACCUUGGCAUUGUGGAGAAAGAGAGUGUACGAGAUCUUCAGACAGAAGCUGAUCGUGCCGCCCAGCGAUGCAUUAUUAGUUCUCUUAAUAAAUGCUUCCCCAAAAUAACAAUAAUUGGUGAGGAAGGAGAAGAUGAGACAAAGGUAACUAGUGGAAGUAUCUUUGAUCCGUCAACUACAUCGUUGGUUGAUGUCGCCUGCCCACCACACCUGUCGUCCAUGGCAGAAGAGGAGGUCGUAGUUUGGGUAGAUCCUCUAGAUGGCACUGCAGAGUACACGCAAGGCUUACUAGACCAUGUCACUGUCUUGAUUGGCAUAGCCUCAGGAGGGAAAGCCAUUGGGGGCGUCAUUCAUCAGCCUUAUUAUAACUACCAGAAUCCUGGAAGUGAGCUGGGACGUACAAUAUGGGGCAUUGUAGGAGGGGAAGUUGGAGGCAUGAAGAUCCUACCUCCACCAGAGGGCAAGUUGAUUGUGACCACCACAAGGUCCCAUUCAUCAUCGACUGUUAAUGAUGCGAUUUCCGCGGUCUCCCCCGAUGAAGUGCUGAGAGUAGGCGGUGCUGGCCAUAAGGUGAUGCUCCUCCUGGAAGGCAAGGCUCACCUGUAUGUGUUUGCAAGCCCAGGAUGCAAGAAGUGGGACACCUGUGCCCCACAAGCAAUACUAGAAGCAGCUGGUGGGAUUUUGACUGAUAUUCAAGGCAAUGCAAUUCCAUACGAUGCUUCUGCACCUCACAGGAACUCGACUGGUGUCUUGGCUUCUGCAGCCGGGCAGAAGCAUGGAGUAUAUCUUGAGCAGAUCCCUCAGCAUGUCAAGGAUAAUCUGAAAGCAUAGUCAUUAAUAGCUGUCACUUAGAGAAGGCAUUUUCCUUGACCUUGUUUUAUUUUUUUUCAUUCCAGUUAUUGAAAACUGUCUUUUUGUAAUGGAAGCAGAUAUUGAACAAAUUAUUUUUGUGUGGUUUAAUUAUUAAAAUGGGUGUUAAACUAGAAGUAGAUUGAUUGGACCACCAUAUAUAUAUAUAUAUAUAUAUAUAUAUAUAUAUAUAUAUAUAUAUAUAUAUAUAUAUAUAUAUAUAUAUAUAUAUAUAUAUAUAUAUUGGGAUAUUCUUGUGUUUCUUUGCAUGUUAUCACCUUUAAUGUGGAUUUGAAUAUUGUUUCUAUGUUUUUAAAGUAUAUUUUAUUUCACAUUAAACUAGAAAAAAAGGUGUAUUUACUUUGUUUAGGUUAAGAACAUGAAUGGAGAUCAUUGGGCUUUCAAUCCAGUUAACCUGAUGCUGCUAGGAUUGGCAUGUAAAUUCAAGCCAUGCCACUCUGAGUUUAGUUUAUUGAUUGUCUUUUCACACAGCUGACUCCAAGGUGGCAAGUACUUAGUCACCAUUGAGCCAAUUUCAAGUACUAUCUAUCUCACCUGUUUCCCUGUUUCCUUGAUUUUUGAAAAUGUUUUAAUUUUAUCUUAUAUUGGUAUUAGUUAUGUCAAUAGAAUUAUAAUUAUUAUGCACAUAAUAAUAACAAUAUCAUUGGUAUUGAUAGGAUAAUUAAGAAAGGGAAAUUUUUUUUUUUAAAUUAAGGGAAGGUGAAAUCAGGUUAGGUUGUGAGGUUUACUGAUAGACUCCUUUGAUGACUAAGCAAUUGUGGAGCCAUUUUUGUGUAGAGACAUUUCGCAAAAUCCUACAUUACAUUUACAUUUACAUUUUCUUGGCAGCAUUGGAGUAAUGAGUCCUUUAGUGUAGAGAAUAACUGUUCAGUGGACUCUAGCAAAUGGUAAAAGGUGUAUCUAACAGUGGCUGCUCUUUUCCUCACUUCAAUAUGUGUGAAGUGCAAUGAGUUAUUGCAUACCGUAUACACCUGGUAAGAUUGAGUGGGAUAUGCAACAUUCAACUUAUGAAAGGUCUGUGUGAAGCACACAUGCAAAUGAAAUAGAAAGAGUUUCCUGUCUUGAACCAAAGGACUUCAAAGAUAUCUGUAAGUCUAGGUGAACUACAUUCCAGAGGUGCAAAAUACAAAAAAACAUGAUAAACACAAUUAACAAUGAGGGCAGCAACAUGGGUCAAUGCUUGUGGUCAGCCUACUCCAAUAAGAGCAAUUGAGUAGCUGAACUUAAAGUUAUUGCUGUUGCUCUCUUGAGUCAUGACUUCACAUGGCUCAUUGGAGAGUUGUCCCCUCGACUUGUUGGCACAAACAUCUCGUCAUGUGGCUUUGACAGAGGACAGCUCAAAGAAACAAUAGUAUGGCAGAGGACAGGACUAAGUAGCAAGUUGGCAGUGAUCUAAAGUGAUGAGGGAAGGUCGUCCACUGUUUCUUUUAUGAUGGCAGCAAAAGAGAGGGAAGGCAGUGAGUGAGCUUCUGUUGAGUUGUGGUCAGGGUGAGGGAAGGGGAUAAAGUGAUGUUGAGCUGCUUUUAUUCCACCAGUUCAAAGGAGUAAGCAGCAGGGGUGAAAUAUAUUAUUAGGAAUGUUAGAUGAAGUUUUGCUUCAUAAAACUACCAAUUUCUUUCAUUAUACAUUUGUAAAUAAUUAAAGGAAUUAUAAGGA